CUGCAGGACGACGAGUGGGGCGGCGGCGAGGAGGGCGGCGCGACCAAACCGGGAGCGAGGGCUCGGCUCAGCCUGCUGGCCGCCGGCUGCAACGCGUUCUCGGCACCGGGCACCGCGGCCGCGCCGUGGACCGCUGGCUCCAGCCCUUGCCCGCUGCCGCCGUCCCUGGUCCACCGGGCGUCGGGCGAAUCGCUGCCUCCCCGUUCAGCCCCAGCUCAGCUGCAGCUGCCCGACGGGCCGGGGGGCGCCGGACAGGAGGAGCUGGAGGAGGACGAUGCCUUCACCAACGUGCAGGUGCCACUGGCCAGCUUCUUGGGCUCCGGGACCCCCGGGAGUGCGAGCGGCAGUCGGGGCCGCCUCAACUCGUUCACUCAGGGAAUCCUGCCCAUCGCCUUCUCCAGGCAGAACUCGCAGAACUACUGCGCCUUGGAGCAGCCAGGCCAGGGCGGUAGCACUAGCGCCUUGGAGCAGCUGCAGAGGUCCCGACGUCGACUCAUCUCCCAGAGAUCAUCUUUGGAGACCCUGGAAGAUAUUGAGGAGAAUGCCCCUCUCCGGAGAUGUCGAACACUCUCAGGUUCUCCCAGACCAAAGAAUUUUAAGAAGAUUCAUUUUAUCAAGAACAUGCGUCAGCAUGAUACCAGGAAUGGCAGAAUAGUCCUUAUCAGUGGCAGAAGAUCCUUCUGUAGUAUAUUUUCCGUGCUGCCGUAUCGAGACAGUACCCAAGUCGGGGACCUGAAGUUGGAUGGAGGGAGACAGUCAGCAGGGGCCAUGAGCCUGAAGGAGAUCAUUGGCCUUGAUGGUGUGGAGCUGGGGGCUGAUGGGAAGACAGUGUCCUACACCCAGUUUCUAUUGCCCACAAAUGCCUUCGGAACCCGGAGGAAUACCAUAGACUCCACCUCCUCCUUCUCCCAGUUCCGGAACCUGAGCCACCGCAGCCUCUCCAUGGGCCGGGCCAGCAGCACCCAGGGGAGCCUUGAUGCAGGAAGUGACCUGGGAGACUUUAUGGACUAUGACCCAAAUCUCCUGGAUGACCCCCAGUGGCCUUGUGGCAAGCACAAGCGAGUGCUGACAUUCCCUUCCUACAUGACCACAGUGAUUGACUACGUGAAGCCCUCAGAUCUCAAGAAGGACAUGAAUGAAACCUUCAAGGAAAAGUUUCCUCACAUUAAGUUAACACUCAGCAAAAUCAGGAGUCUGAAGAGAGAGAUGCGGAAACUUGCCCAGGAGGACUGUGGCUUUGAGGAGCCCACAGUGGCCAUGGCCUUUGUCUACUUUGAGAAGCUCGCUCUCAAGGGGAAACUGAACAAGCAGAACCGGAAGCUCUGUGCUGGAGCGUGUGUGCUGUUAGCAGCCAAGGUCGGAAGUGACCUCAAAAAGCACGAAGUCAAGCAUCUAAUUGAUAAACUGGAAGAGAAGUUCCGACUGAACAGGAGAGAACUGAUUGCCUUUGAGUUCCCAGUGUUGGUGGCCUUGGAAUUUGCACUUCAUCUGCCAGAGCACGAAGUCAUGCCCCACUAUAGACGCCUGAUCCAGAGCUCCUAGCACAGGCCCUAGGAGGGCCAAGGACUGCUUCCUCCGAGUACCGUGAAGCCUCGCUUACUCCCAGAGACCAGAGUCGAGCUGAGCCUACCCAGAGAGUCUCCUUGCAGCUUUCUUUUCACGGAGAAGCUGUACCUGGACCUUGCUCGGGAGACGUCGCUCAGGCUCGCCAAGAGGAGUCAUGUGCUGGGGGUGCUGGAGGCCCUCCCAGGUCCCCACAGCCGCAACUCAGCGCCCACGCUUCCUCCCAGGCACGUGUGAAGUUUGAAGCUGCUCAGGGCCUUUACUGCAGACUGGUUCUGACUGGUUCUGACUGGGAGCACGCUGUGCUGGAGCGGAGGGAACCAAAUGUGCAGGCUUGGGGGACGAGGCUUAAAGUCCCCUCUCCCUGUGUCAAGAGUGUGCCAAUCUAUUUUUAUAUCUGCCAUCGGAAGUGCACUUUCCCUGGGCACAAGGGUGUGGGUGUGCAGAUGUCUGAGGGGCACUGUUACACUUGACCCCAAAGCCAAUCCCCACCCUCUAUGGAGCUGACUUGUAAUGAUUUCUAGGUGACAAUGACUCAGAUCCAGAGUGACAUCUCUGCUCUUAGGAAAUAACACUGUCUGUGAGGCUGUACCUGCCCCGCGCUAGACAGAGGCGACAGCUCUCGGUGUAAGACACGUCAGUGCAGAGCGGCGCUCCGACCUUCCUGCCGUCACACCACGGGCUUCUGUCUGACCUCCGGCUCCUGCCUGUGGAGACAUGAGGGCUGCACUCCAUAGCAUGUAUUGAUGUAUUGUUGUGCUCUAUGUUAGAGUGCAUAAUGAGCGCGUUUAUUGUGCUAAAAACAUAUAUAUGUGUGUUUUAUAAAAGUCCGUAUUGGGGUAAGACGCAUGAUUGGUGUCUUGUGGCUCUUGCAGCUGGGACAGACUACAUUUCGAGCUGUGGUUAAGUUGAUUGUUAGUACAAAAUUGUGACUUGUCCUGAUUCGCUCUGGGACUGCCUGUCCUGAAGCAUUAACCAUGCUGUCACCUGGUCGCUACGCAGGUGUAACUUACUGAAGAAAGCUUGUGGCCAUGGAUAAAGAAUUAAAAUAUUUUGUUCUUUUACAGAUA
Messenger RNA from Peromyscus maniculatus bairdii (prairie deer mouse), 2633 nucleotides. RefSeq names its product Cdk5 and Abl enzyme substrate 1 (gene Cables1). Gene Ontology annotation, biological process: nervous system development; regulation of cell cycle. Gene Ontology annotation, cellular component: cytosol. Lineage: Eukaryota; Metazoa; Chordata; Mammalia; Rodentia; Cricetidae. The record is from RefSeq and is a predicted model, not a curated record.